AGAAAGUGGUCAAAGUGUCCCUGCAAAAUAUAUAUACAGUAUAUUCGUACAGCGUACUCCGAAACACGCGGGUAACCGGCUUCGCGUUCCUACUUUCCUAUUGUCUCGCGUCCAUAAAUCAAUACAGCGAGGUGAUGACGCACGAACCCAGGUGAGAACUAUUGGCAAGUGGAGAAAAUAACGAGCCGAAAAAUACAAGAGUGGGAGAAACGAGGACUUCAAAGACGGGGAAAAAUACAUAGAAUGAUAUGAGGUAAACAAGGGGAAGACGACAUAUACUCGUAUCAUUUCCGCUCUACACCGUCGCGUUGUGCAGAAAGGUGUUAUUGGGCUUUUAUAGUACCCAAGAAGAGGCAUCAAUCAAGAAAACCUGCGACGUUUUUGACUGGCCGGUUUUCUACAUCAUCAGCAACCAAACGCAGCUGCAAAUUUUCUCACGCCGAAAAAGAAAACCUUUCGAAGAGGAAUUUUCUUACCACAAUAUAUCUCACAUUCCCGUGAGGACGUGAUACCCAGGCCGAAAAAAAUGGGUUUGCCGCUGGGAUUGGACGCCGUUGUGCAAACGGUGUUGUUCCUGAACCAAAUGGUACAAUUGGCACAGAAAGACCCCAGUCUUGUCCUGGGUUCUGAAGCCUUACGCAGUAUUCCGACGUCACUUGACAGGACCCACGGGAUGCCGGAGUGCCGCGUCACCGCCGCCAAAGACUCCCUGCGUGACUUGGCCAAUGUGAGUCCGCAAUUGGGGCGAUCCGACAAUAAUAUGCAGGCAGUAUUCCGACGUCACUUGACAGGACCCACGGGAUGCCGGAGUGCCGCGUCACCGCCGCCAAAGACUCCCUGCGUGACUUGGCCAAUUCGUGAAUCGUUUCGUCACAGACUAAAAGUGAAAUGCAGCGUCUCGUCUCCCGAUCACACAACUUUGCCGACAUAUGAUCCUGCUCUGUUCAAAGAGUUUAUUCCUUUCCGUCGUCUUCCAUCUUCCGACUUGGGCAAGGCAUUGAUCAGAUGCCGAUACUAUGACAUUUGA
Notodromas monacha is the source of this 1027-nucleotide messenger RNA. NCBI's taxonomy places the organism in Eukaryota, Metazoa, Arthropoda, Ostracoda, Podocopida, Cyprididae. The record is from the annotation of a GenBank genome assembly.